Gekko japonicus is the source of this 888-nucleotide messenger RNA. It is a transcript of the gene MAD2L1BP, whose product is annotated as MAD2L1 binding protein. The transcript has 2 exons. The coding region runs from base 133 to 888 and encodes 251 amino acids. Gene Ontology annotation, biological process: regulation of exit from mitosis. The record is from RefSeq and is a predicted model, not a curated record. Gene Ontology annotation, cellular component: nucleus. Lineage: Eukaryota; Metazoa; Chordata; Lepidosauria; Squamata; Gekkonidae.
CCCUGCCCGGGCGCCCUGGUCCCAGGGGCUCUCCUCUCGGGUCCGACGGACGACUCAGCUGCUCUCUCCGCUCCUCUUCCAGCCGAUCUGUCCUGCGUGGCCGAGGCAGCCCCGGGAUCUGACUCCAUUGCUAUGACGGUGGCGUUGGCGCCCCCGGCUUUGACUCCCACGGCCGGCGGCGCCGUCUCGGUGUCCGUGGCUUUUCCUGGCUUGGUAACUCGCGAGGGCUGUUUCCAUUUCACUUGCGAGUUCCUGAAGCACGUCCUGUACCAGCGGCAGCAACUGCCCUUGCCUUACGAGCAGCUCGCCUGCUUCUCCCAGAGGCAGCUGCUCGCGACCCCGCGCCAGGAUGAAGAUGUGAUCAGAAAAGUCUAUGCUAGCGAUCCAGACAACAAUAAGAAAUGCCAGCAAGUGCUAGGUGACCUGGAGAGACUGUUCCAGCACUUGGAAAUCAUGUUCAGUUUGACGUUGGUCCCACGAGUUCUUAUUCUGCUUGGUGGUACUGCCGUUAGCCCUAAAGAACUAUAUGAGAUCAACCUGCAGGGCAUCUCUUUAGGUGGCACCAAGGAGAGCCUGCAAACGGCAGCUUGUGUUCGCAAGCUUUUCCAUUCGCUCUUCCUGGCAGAUGUCUUUAGUGAUCUUAGAGCUGUCCCCACCCUGGGUGUCAUUGUUAUGGUCCAAGGACACCGCAACUGUGGCAUUGACUGGUUCAGACCCAAACUAAACUACAAAGUGCCAGCUCGAGGGAGGAAGCUGACUGUCAACUUAUCCUGCAGUGACCAUGGCGGUGCAACACUUUCUUCUAAUGCUGAAGUGAACUUUGCCUUGAAUGAUUAUAUAUGGUUUCAAGCUCCAGUGACAGUGAAGGGUUUCCGUUACUUUUCUUGA